Messenger RNA from Pollicipes pollicipes, 3712 nucleotides. Its product is annotated as high-affinity choline transporter 1. Lineage: Eukaryota; Metazoa; Arthropoda; Thecostraca; Pollicipedomorpha; Pollicipedidae. Gene Ontology annotation, cellular component: plasma membrane. Gene Ontology annotation, molecular function: choline:sodium symporter activity. The record is from RefSeq and is a predicted model, not a curated record. The transcript is spliced from 12 exons. Bases 23 to 1657 code for a protein of 544 amino acids. Gene Ontology annotation, biological process: acetylcholine biosynthetic process; choline transport; transmembrane transport.
CGCCGCCGCCACCGCCGCCAUCAUGCUGAACUGGGCUGGCCUCGCGGGCAUCUUGGUCUUCUACUUGCUGAUCCUGGCCGUCGGCCUCUGGGCAGCAUGGCGCAGGAAGAAGAGCCUGGAAAGCAGUGCGGACUCGGACGAGGUGAUGCUGGCCGGACGUAACAUCGGCGUCUUCGUCGGCAUCCUGACCAUGACGGCCACCUGGGUGGGCGGCGGCUACAUCAACGGCUCGGCGGAGGAGACCUUCAAGGCGGGCCUGAUCUGGACCCAGGCGCCCUUCGGCUACUCACUUAGUCUCAUGCUCGGUGGCAUCUUUUUCGCAAAGAAGAUGCGCGAAGAGGGAUACACGACCAUGCUGGACCCGUUGCAGAACCGGCUAGGCCGCGUCAUGGGCGGCAUCCUCUUCCUGCCGGCGCUGAUGGGCGAGCUCUUCUGGUCGGCGGCUAUCCUUGGCGCUCUCGGGACCACCAUCAACGUGAUUCUCCAGCUGGACCAGGUGGUGUCGUUCGGCGAUAACCUCUCCAUCAUCGUGUCGGCGGCCAUUGCCGUCUUCUACACGCUGUUCGGCGGCCUCCUCUCAGUGGCCUACACUGAUGUCAUCCAGCUGAUCUGCAUCUUCAUCGGCCUGUGGUUCUCCAUACCGUUCGCCAUGACACACGAUGCGUUCACGACACUGGACAUCUCGGAGAACGACUGGAUCGGUUCCAUUGAGUCCCACUGGGCUGGUGUCUGGUUUGACUACGCCAUGCUUCUGAUCUGCGGCGGCAUACCCUGGCAGGUGUACUUCCAGCGCGUGCUGUCCUCCAAGAGCCCGCGACGGGCGCAGCUGCUCAGCUUCGCCGCUGCUGGCGGCUGCAUCUUCCUGGCGAUCCCGGCCGUGCUCAUCGGCGCCAUCGCCCACGGCACCAAGUGGGAGCUGACCGAAUACGGCAAGACGCCCGCCGGCACCGACACUCGCUUCGUCCUGCCGCUUGUGAUGCAGUACAUGACGCCAAGUUGGGUGGCCUUCAUCGGGCUUGGAGCUGUGUCGGCGGCGGUCAUGUCCUCGGCUGACUCGUCCGUGCUCUCGGCGUCCACCAUGUUCGCCAGGAACAUCUACAAGAACGUGCUCCGGCCGCAGGCGUCUGACGGCGAAACAAUCAUAGUGAUGAGGCUAGCCAUCAUCGCCACCGCUGUCAUCGCCACUGUCAUAGCCAUCGUGGUCAAGUCAAUCUAUGGCCUCUUCUUCCUCUGUUCGGACCUGGUGUUCGUGAUACUGUUCCCGCAGUUGGUCACUGUCGUGCACAUGCCUCGGCUGACCAACACCUACGGCUCGUUUCUCGCCAUGCUGGUGGGACUCACUCUAAGACUCGCAGGUGGUGAGGCGUUGAUCGGUCUGCCACCGGGGAUCGAGUACUGGUGGUAUGACCCCACCGACGGUCAGCUGUUCCCCUUCCGGACCUUCUCCAUGGUCUGCUCGUUCGCCACGUUGAUUGGGUCGUCGCUACUGAUCGAGAAGGCCUUUACCUCAGGUCUGCUGCCGGCACAUCUGGACUUCGCCCGCUGCUUCGGCGGAGAAGAAGACGCAGCCACGGGGCUCAACUACCGCCCCAACCAGGCGGAAAAGAACGGCCUGGACAACCUGGGCCACGAGAUGACCGAGACCACCGGUUUCUAGGACUACCGUUCUCCGGGCCACUGUUCUCUAGGGCUUCAACGCUCUCCAGGACCACCAGUGUCUGGGCCAACGCCCUCUGAGCCCCCAGCUGAUUUGACCUGGCUAGUUCUGGGCCCCAGCUGAUUUGACCUGACGAGUUCUGGGCCCCCAGCUGAGCAGCCACCACGUUGAGAUGUGGAUCUGAUGGUGGGAUCGGGAUUGAGAUCGGACAAGAGUGACCGAGCGGACAUUCGGCAUCACUGAAGGGGAGCGCACGCAUUUUUUAUCACGACGUUACUGCACACAAACCCAUGUUAAGGCGUUGUGGUACACUGGGUGCCCUGGUUAUCACCGCGCCGAUACGGGUGCCGCUGCGGACGUGUGUACGGCACCUUUUUUAGAGUUGAGUAAGAUGCUGACCUUAUUGUCAGUCGCGGAUGCUAGGCUUAAAAACAUUGACAAACGAUUGUCAGGUCGCCGACCGAUUGAAAACACGCCAGUGACAGUGACAGGUGUUAGUCUGUCCAGUGGCACAUACGGCCAUGGCGCUGCAGGGGAUGUAUUGUAGCGAGGACAAUGUCGUCCUUGAUGCCGAACGUUUAUCUUUCGAGUGGGAUAUGCUAGCGCGGCUGUUGUGUAGGCCAGACGUCAUUAGGCCAGACGUCAUUAGGCCAGACGUCAGUUUUCAGAGGAGGGGAUCACAGUGCGGUUGUCUGCCUGUGAUUUUUAGGACCUACCACAACUUAUUAACGUUCAAUGACGUGACAACGUUCGUCGCGUGGGGCGGAGCGCGUGGCGGGCGGCUGUAAGUGCUGCUCUCCGUCUUACUCCGAGCGCUGAAAUACAUUGCACUAGGCAGAAACAAGCUGCUCGACUUCCCGCUGUUACAGGACUUUGUCGCGCGUCAAGCACACACAUACACAUAAACGCAUAGACGCAUGCGCAUUGGUUGGUGCCCUUUGCAGAAUGUACUGGUGGAUCAGCGCCCGGCCCCAGAGCUCGGUGCUGCGCGAGCUGGCGGAGGGGCCCGGUGGGAGUGUGGGACUGGCUGUCCGGGUCACCUGCGAUGGGCGGACAGGCCGCGCCAAUGUGUGAGCACUAGCUGGCGAGACUGCGAGCCAAUGCUGUUUGGCUCGUUCGGCAUGGGCUGUGUGGCAUGGAAGAGAAGAGGAGCGCACGGAAAAGACGGCUUUGUCGUGGCGUUAAUUUAGCGGCGGGUGUCAAUGAGCAUUUAAGUGUAACCACUGCGUGUGAGUGGGGGGUGGGGUGGGGGCUGGGUGGGAUCUGCCCUCACCGCAAUUUUGUCAUUAGGGCGUUUUGCUCCUUCUAGUUUGGAACGUAAAAUGCACCUUUUCCGCGAUGUCUCAUUCAAAAUGCUGGUUUCAGGUCAGUUCGGUCUCCUUGCAUCCCAGUCUUCCUGCUCCCUGCCGUCCCCGUUUGUCAAUUCCAAUCCUGACUUGUCUGCCCCCCCGCCCCCCCCCCCAGCACCAAUCUCAUAGACUUUUGUUAUUUCGCGGUAUUUGGUGUUAUGAUAUUUGAUGCAUGUUGUCCGUCCACAUGUAAACAGUGCCGGCCACGUGUCCCUGCUGAGUGCUUCAAAUGUAUUUGUUCGUAAUUACUUCAUGUUUUAUGCCUCUAUCUUGUGGGUCCACUUCGUUACGUGUUGUGCGUUGUUGUGAUGCCUUGCUAUAUUGUUUCCUCUGAAUGUGGGUUAUGAUCAGUUCCGUCCGUUUCUCUAUAUCGUCUUGUUUUGUGUUAGUACAGUCUGUCGCUGCGCACGUGGACGACGAGGUCAAUGGCUCUUGCACCCCAAUGUCAUGAGAGAGCUGCUGAUGGCGACCGUUUGAGGCAUCGCAACAGCUCCCUUCGCAGGCGCCCCACCACAACUGUGAACCGUGUCAUCGCUGCUGGCCGAAGUGCUCUGGUCGAAGCGCGUACAUUCAGGGAUGGAGUGAUCGAAACGGAGCAAAAGGCGCGAGAAAAAGUGUGCAGAUGGCGUCGCUGAGAUUGAACACUCAACCGGGACGGCCAUAAGUGCCCUAAACUGGUCAGAGAUGCCUCGAGUCCUGGUGUUGU